GCUAAAAUCUGAAUUUCACGGCGUUCUUCCUCCAAAACCCUAGGCAAAAACCUCCCCUCAGCCUCACCACCGCCACGAGAAAAAAUGGCUCGCAGCGCUAACCCUAAGAAGGCCAAGCGAAAGAACAAAAAGAACAAGGGGUCGUACGACGGACCGUCGUCUUCGACUAUGCCUUCCAAGCCGAUGACGGUCUGGCAACCUGGAGUCGACAAGCUCGAGGAAGGAGAAGAGCUCGAGUGUGACCCUUCUGCCUACAACUCUCUUCACGCCUUUCACGUUGGCUGGCCCUGCUUGAGCUUCGAUAUCGUCCAUGAUUCCCUCGGUUUAGUUCGGACUGAUUUUCCCCACACAGUUUAUUUAGUUUCGGGAACUCAGGCAGAGAACCCUGCUUGGAACUCUAUCGGAAUAUUCAAAGUCUCUAAUGUCUCUGGUAAAAGACGCAAACUCGUGCCUAGCGAGAAUGCUGACGGGGAAUCGGACGCGGAUGACGAUAGUAGUGAUAGUGAUGAAGAUAGUGAUGACGAGGAGGCUGGUGGAUCAAAGGCACCUUCUUUGCAGAUGAGGAGAGUGGCCCAUGGAGGUUGUGUUAAUCGCAUUCGUGCUAUGACUCAGAGUCCUCAUAUAUGUGCAACUUGGUCAGAUUCUGGUCAUGUACAGAUAUGGGAUUUCAGCAGUCAUCUGAAUGGUUUAGCAGAGUCCAAAACAGAAGCAGUAAUGAAGGAUCCUCCUCCAGUUGUAAAUCAGGCCCCAUUAGUUAAUUUCAAAGGCCACAAUGAAGAAGGGUAUGCCAUAGAUUGGAGUCCUCGUGUUGCUGGAAGGAUGGUGUCAGGGGAUUGUAGGAAUUCUAUUCAUUUGUGGGAGCCCACAUCUGGGUCUUCAUGGAAUGUUGAUCCUGCACCAUUUCUUGGACAUGUUUCAAGUGUUGAAGAUCUACAGUGGAGUCCCACAGAAGAUGACAUCUUUGCCUCUUGCUCUGUUGAUGGGACUAUUGCAAUAUGGGAUACUCGUCGAGGAAAGGUACCAGCAAUUCGCUUCAAGGCACACAAUGCUGAUGUUAAUGUCAUUUCAUGGAACAGGCUUGCUAGUAUGAUGUUGGCCUCUGGAUGUGAUGACGGGACAUUUUCUAUUCGUGAUCUUAGGUUGCUGUCACAGAAUAUGGACGAUGAUACAUCAGUUGUAUCACACUUUGAUUACCAUAAAUUCCCCAUAACCUCCAUUGAAUGGAGUCACCACGAGGCUUCCACAUUAGCUGUUUCAUCAGCCGAUAAUCAAUUGACGAUAUGGGAUCUGUCACUGGAGAAGGACGAGGAAGAGGAAGCAGAGUUUAAAGCUAAAACAAAAGAGCAAGUAAAUGCCCCGGCAGAUCUUCCUCCACAGCUUCUCUUUGUUCAUCAGGGUCAGAAGGAUUUGAAGGAACUGCAUUGGCAUUCUCAGAUUCCUGGGAUGAUCGUGUCAACUGCUGCAGAUGGUUUCAACAUCUUGAUGCCUUCCAACAUACAGACAACUCUCCCUUCGGAAGGCAGUUAGGAACCCUCUCAACACAAACUGCUUUGAAAUCCGCUUCUCAAAUCCAGUGUUACUUCUUCUGCUUCUUCUUUUCCGUUCUGCGUGGGUUGAAAUAGUUUUUCCUUCAAACUUUUUCUUGGUGCGUCCAAGAUGGAUGUCUUCACACUCUCAGUAUCGUGUUUUUGCUUGAAUGAGAAAUUAGUUAAUUAUGCCCCCCUUUUUUACUGCUUUGAGGAAUGACGUUAGGGCCUAUUGGGCAUGUGUGAUAAUCUGGGUUUAAUCUCUAGUGUUAGACCAUUUGGCCCGUGGAGAUCUUUAGGAAAAAGGAAGGUUAUGGAAGUUUUUGCUACCCUGCUGCUGCAGAUGUUCGUGUACUCCC
This is a messenger RNA of Linum tenue, 1885 nucleotides long. The record is from the annotation of a GenBank genome assembly. NCBI's taxonomy places the organism in Eukaryota, Viridiplantae, Streptophyta, Magnoliopsida, Malpighiales, Linaceae.